AUGGUCCUGCGCAAGCACGAGUUGGAGGCAAAGCUUAAAGAUGACCUCGAGCUAGUCCAGAGCGGGCUGCUGCGCGAUGAGAACCCCCUCGACCUGAGCGACGGCUUCAACGAGCUGUUGCAAGCGUGCCGCCGAGGAGACUUGAGGCGGACUCAGGAGCUCAUAUCAGCUGGCGUAAAUCUGAACGGCAAGGACCGGUUCGACUAUACCCCUCUGAUCAUUGCCAGUCUGUGUGGCCACUAUGAGUUGGUCGAGUUGUUACUUGAGGCUGGAGCGGCAGCAGAGCGGGAUACCUUCCAGGGAGAGAGAUGCAUCUACAAUGCCCUCAAUGACAAGAUCCGGAACUUGCUCCUGAAAUACGACUACUCUAAGUCUACGGAUCCCCUGCAACCUUGGGCGGCUCAUAUUAGCUCUCUGCUCACCAGAUCAGUACCCAAAACCUCCGAUAUUACGCUCAUAGAAGAGUCCGAGUCGUUUGAGCUCCACAAGUUCAUCUUGUCAGCCAGGUCGCCGUACUUCCAGAAGAAGCUCACAGAGGCUCCGGAAACAGCCACCUGGAAGCUACCUCAUUCAAAACCGAUUGACUCCUUUCGAGUUGUGCUGCGGUAUCUGUAUCUAGGCCAGGUCCCCAAGGAGAUAGUCGAUGCACGGAGCAGCAACACGGAGGAGGAGGUUUUGACAGGAAUCGACAAGGUCAGCAAGCAGUUGGAGAUUCCCAAACUGUGGGAGGCCAUUCUCUCUGGCAACGAUCGACGGCUAGCCCGGCAGAGACACCAGGAUGAAGUCAGCCGAGCUCAGGAACAGAUCGAAGGCUUCUUCCGAGAGAAGGUCAUCGGGCACAAAAUGACCGUGGAUACCCGGAAGGUGAGCGAGGUAAAGUGGCAACACGACAACUCCAUCUUCGCCGACUGCCUAUUGCGUGCCGAUGAGGAGGAAGGCAACGAAGAGGAGCAGGAACAGGAACAUCAAGAGCAAAACAGCAUUCCUAUUGGCCCCGGUGCUCAGUCAUCACAGCAGACUGGCACCCAAAAGCCCAAGAAAUCCAUCAUAUAUCCUGUUCACAAGGCAAUGCUGAUCCGGAGCCCCUAUUUCGAGACUAUGUUCUCCAGUCAGUUUCUCGAGGCUCAGGAGUCCGAGCACUUACAUGUUAUCAAGGUGGACUGCAUACCCGAGGUUCUUGAGAUCGUCCUCACCUUCCUGUACACUGAAAAGGUUGAUUGCCCCCUGGAGCUCGGUCUUGACCUGCUCUACGCAUCCGACAUGCUGUUUCUCGACAAGUUGAAAACCAAAGCCGCUGUGGCAAUCAGCUCGCUUGGGAGCGGUAACAACAAUGUUUUGAUGGACAGGACGCAUGGCUCCGACGGUGAAAAAGUCGAGAUCGAAGUCGAGCUCAUCAAUGUCUACGAUGUUGUCCACGCCGCUUGGGACCUUCGAGUACAGCGUCUCGAAGAGUUUGCAGAACGGUAUAUCGCAUACAGGCUAGAGGACUACAUCGACGAAGAGGAGUUCGCCGAGCUCGUCCAGGAGAGUGCAGCGAGGAUCAAGAACAGAGAAGAGACGGACACAAUUGAACUGCUCGACGACAUUCGAUACUACCUAGGGGAGCGCUUUAGACUUCGCUUCGAGGACGCGGGGCUAGACGAGAUGCUGGAUGAGACCGGAGAGAUCGACGAAGCAGCGGUUGAGGCAUUGAGCUUGCAAGCAGACGCCCUCAAUCUCAAUAGCAUGACCCAGUCUACCAAAGACGGCCUGGGGCACAGACAGGAGACAGCUCCUACAGACAUGAAGCCAGCAGAGGUCACGGGGAAGGCCAAGACGGAGGUAGAGGGACCUGGUCAGUUAGACGGUGCCGUCAGGACGCUAGAUGGCGAACUCGUCGGUGACGAGUUCGCCGCGGACGCCAUCAACUACCAGGUGUUACUCCAUAAGAUCGACGUCAUGUUAGAGAACCUCAAGCUAGACGCAUAG
Molecule: messenger RNA, 1968 nt
Organism: Anthostomella pinea
Lineage: Eukaryota; Fungi; Ascomycota; Sordariomycetes; Xylariales; Xylariaceae
Source: the annotation of a GenBank genome assembly